Agrilus planipennis (emerald ash borer) is the source of this 2020-nucleotide messenger RNA. RefSeq names its product eukaryotic translation initiation factor 5-like. Lineage: Eukaryota; Metazoa; Arthropoda; Insecta; Coleoptera; Buprestidae. Gene Ontology annotation, cellular component: cytosol. Gene Ontology annotation, molecular function: eukaryotic initiation factor eIF2 binding; translation initiation factor activity; GDP-dissociation inhibitor activity. The transcript has 7 exons. The record is from RefSeq and is a predicted model, not a curated record. Bases 603 to 1967 code for a protein of 454 amino acids. Gene Ontology annotation, biological process: formation of translation preinitiation complex; formation of cytoplasmic translation initiation complex; translational initiation.
AAAUUCGAAGUGUUCUUCAAGCAACGUGGUGUCACUGUAUGACUUGAUGCGGCCAAUCUAUGAUGCGGCCAUAACCAGCCCAUAAAACCAGCCAUACUUAGGAAAACGAAGAUCGACCAUUGGGGUUUACAAUAUUGUUAAUCAAUAGAUUUAAUGUUUAAAUAUUUACUCUACUUGGAUGCAAGCAGUAUUCCCAAUAUUCGAUGAGUUCGAGUACUAAUAUUUAACUAAAUAUUCCAUUACCAAAUUAGGACUUAAAGCACAUUGUGCUUUUUUGAAAUUGUUAAAAUACUGUCUCAAUAAAAAGAAUUCUCUGCAGCUGUUGGAAUCGUCCAAAGGGGCGCAACCUUUUUAUAUGACUUUAGAAAGACCAAAAGAAACAUCAUUAACAAGUAGUAUAGUUGGGAGCUUAGGGUAUUGGCACAUUAGGUGCAUGACUUCGCAGCGUCAAGAACUCCAUUGUAAUAGGACCACCAAAUCUUCAUCUAAUAGGCAUCGGAAACUUCAACCCUUUAGGGAAACGUGACUGAAAGCAACAAUAGGGCAUUUCAAAAGUUUAUUUUCAUAUAUAAAGGUACACGACAUAAGCACAUUUCUUUAUCAUGGGCAGUGUCAAUAUAAACAGAAGCGUUAGCGAUGCCUUCUACCGCUACAAGAUGCCACGCAUCGUGGCUAAGGUGGAAGGAAAAGGAAACGGAAUCAAGACGGUAAUUGUAAAUAUGACUGAAGUUGCAAAAGCUUUGGGUAGGCCUCCCACUUAUCCCACAAAAUAUUUCGGAUGCGAAUUGGGUGCUCAAACCCAAUUCGAUUUCAAAAAUGAACGCUUCAUUGUCAAUGGUUCUCAUGAUGCCAUUAAACUUCAAGAUUUAUUGGAUGGAUUUAUUCGCAAGUUUGUGCUUUGUCCAGGGUGUGAUAACCCUGAGACUGAUUUAAUUGUAUCAGCAAAAAGAGGAACUAUAUCUACCGGUUGUAAAGCUUGCGGUUAUCACGGCAUUUUAAAAGAAAAUCACAAGUUGAACACAUUCAUUCUUAAAAACCCGCCCAAUAUGAAUCCUGCCGUGCAGGGAUCGUCACUAACGGAAGGAAAACGCACGAAACGAAGCAAAAAAGUAAAUGGUGACUCACAAGGUACAAACAACGGAGACGCCCAAGGUGACGAAGAAGUUGGUUUGGAAGCUCCAGCAGAUUUAACAUUUAACGAUAACACUGCAAACGAUGAGGACGAUGGAACCGAAUGGGCAGCGGAUAUUUCUGAAGAAGCGGUAAGAGCACGAAUGCAAGACUUAACGGAAGGCGCCAAAAAUAUCACUAUCACCGACGAUUUAGAGAAAUCUGAAAAAGAACGGUUGGAUAUGUUGUAUGAAAUGGUCAAAACCAAACGUGAUGCCGGGCUCUUAGAAAAUUCCCAAGCUCAAAAAGAACUCGUGAAUGAAGCUGAACGUCUUGAAAUUAAAUCUAAAGCAACUCUCAUUUUGGCCGAAUUGUUGUUUAAUCAAAACAUUUUACAACAGGUUAAGAAGCACCAUUCACUCCUCUUACGUUUCACUCACGAAGAUAAAAAAGCUCAAAAAUAUUUAAUGGGUGGAUUAGAACAGGUUAUAAGUAUGCAUCGCGACACUCUAAUGAACAAAGUUCCUGGAUUAUUGAAACUGUUUUAUGAUAUGGAUAUUCUAACGGAACCUGCAAUUAUCGAGUGGGCUGAUAAGGUUUCGAAAAAAUACGUUUCUAAAGAUGUUUCACAAGAGAUACAUAAUAAAGCUGCUCCAUUUAUCAAAUGGUUAAAAGAGGCUGAAGAAGAAGAGUCGUCUGAUAGUAAAGACGAAAGUGACGAAGGCGUCGAAAUUGAAUACAAUGAUCGCGUACAAGUAUCGCAGAUGAAAGCAGCUCCGGCACCUACAAGUAAGACAUCUAAAAUCCCUGCAGGUGUAGAUGACGACGAAGAUGAUGUGGACAUCGAUGCCAUUUAAAUAAUUAUACAAAAUUAAAACGUGCAGAAAUAGAUUUCAGUAAUUCUCUUUAU